Messenger RNA from Cynara cardunculus var. scolymus (artichoke), 1079 nucleotides. RefSeq names its product syntaxin-related protein KNOLLE. The transcript has 2 exons. NCBI's taxonomy places the organism in Eukaryota, Viridiplantae, Streptophyta, Magnoliopsida, Asterales, Asteraceae. Gene Ontology annotation, cellular component: endomembrane system; plasma membrane; SNARE complex. The record is from RefSeq and is a predicted model, not a curated record. Gene Ontology annotation, molecular function: SNAP receptor activity; SNARE binding. Gene Ontology annotation, biological process: exocytosis; vesicle fusion; intracellular protein transport. Bases 1 to 954 code for a protein of 317 amino acids.
AUGAAUGAUUUAAUGACCAAAUCCUUCACCAGCUACGUAGAUCUGAAGAAAUCUUCCAUGAAAGACCAAGAUCUGGAAGCUGGUCCGGAUCUCGAUCUCCAGAUGCAAACAAUUCAACAACCAGAUCACAAUCUCACUUCUUUUCUCCAAGAAGCCGAGCUCGUCAAGCAGGAGAUGAACUCCAUUCGUGAAACCCUAGCUCACCUGCAAUCAGCGAAUCAGGAGUCAAAAACUCUCCACAAUCCCGAUGCGUUGAAGUCUAUCCGACGUCGUAUCAACGGUGAUAUCGUCACUGUGUUGAAGAAGGCGAAGACGAUUAAAUCACGGCUGGAGGAGAUGGAUCGAGCGAAUGCGGAGAGCAGGAGGCUGUCGGGAUGUAAAAUGGGGACGCCGGUGGAUAGGACGCGAACGGCGGUGGCGAAUGGACUGAGGAAGAAGCUUAAGGAGUUGAUGAUGGAUUUCCAAGGGCUGAGACAGAGGAUGAUGAGUGAGUAUAAGGAGACGGUUGGCCGGACAUAUUUCACGGUCACCGGCGAACAGCCUAAUGAAGAAGUGAUCGAAAAGAUCAUUUCCAAUGGAACCGACGGACAUGGCGGUGAAGAAUUCUUAUCAAGAGCCAUUCAGGAGCAUGGGCGGGGGAAGGUGUUGGAGACGGUGGUGGAGAUACAAGACCGCCACGAUGCCGCCAAGGAGAUCGAGAGAAGCCUACUAGAGCUCCACCAAGUGUUCUUAGACAUGGCAGUGAUGGUGGAAGCGCAAGGGGAGAAGAUGGACGAUAUCGAGCAUCAUGUCAUGAACGCGGCUCAUUACGUGAAUGAUGGUACUAAAAACCUCAAAACGGCAAAAGGGUACCAAAAAAGUAGUCGAAAAUGUAUGUGUUUCGGGAUCAUACUUCUUCUCAUCAUCAUACUCGUGAUCAUCAUCCCAAUCAUCACGAGUUUUAGCAAAUCUUGAGGUUGUUUAGCAAAUUAAGGCUACAUAUAUGUGUCCUGGUUAUAUAUUUCGAAUUUGAUUCGUUUUUUAUGUUUUUACUCUAUUGUAUGUUUCUUUCUAUCGAUUGAAAGUCAGAUCUAUUAAUA